AUGAUUAAAAACAAUAAAAAAAACUCAGUUUUACACGUGUUAUUAUGUGGGCUGCGUGGUUCUGGGAAGACUCUAUUGUUAUACAGAACCCUUAUUCCGGAGUGGGACACCGCCAACUCAGAAAUUACUCCUACACCUCUAUAUCAUUAUGAAGAACUUAAAUACAAUGGGAAAACUUUAGGAUUAUGGGAUUUCAGUGGCGACUCUACUGUGCGGACUAUGCCAAAUUUUGUUAGUCGUCAGGUUGAGGUCAUAGGCGUUGUGUUUGUAGUAAAUAUGCUCGAUAUGAACGAUUCUAAGAACGAUGAAGUUGUAAACUGGCUGGGAUCUUUAGAAUCCGAAUCCUCCUUGGCACACUCGAAGUUCGCUGUUUUGUUGAAUGGGAGUCAAGAACUUGUAAGGGGCGAAAACUAUGAAAAUUUAUUAAAAAAGCUUGAGCCUUUUAGCUUAAGACUCGGUGAAAGGUUCAUGUGUAGGAAUGUUAACACUAUCAUGGGCUUGGGGGACCCAGGCUGGACAGUUACCCUUGAUUUCCUAAUUUCUCUGUCUUCUCGAGAAAAAAAGAAACCAGAUAAAAAUUUUAAGAACUAA
Messenger RNA from Theileria orientalis strain Shintoku, 591 nucleotides. Its product is annotated as ADP-ribosylation factor. Bases 1 to 591 code for a protein of 196 amino acids. Lineage: Eukaryota; Apicomplexa; Aconoidasida; Piroplasmida; Theileriidae. The record is from RefSeq and is a predicted model, not a curated record. Gene Ontology annotation, molecular function: GTP binding; GTPase activity. The transcript is spliced from 3 exons.